Molecule: messenger RNA, 1684 nt
Organism: Gadus macrocephalus (Pacific cod)
Lineage: Eukaryota; Metazoa; Chordata; Actinopteri; Gadiformes; Gadidae
Gene: cwc27
Product: CWC27 spliceosome associated cyclophilin
Exons: 15
Coding region: 193-1632 (479 amino acids)
Biological process (GO): protein peptidyl-prolyl isomerization; protein folding
Cellular component (GO): catalytic step 2 spliceosome
Molecular function (GO): peptidyl-prolyl cis-trans isomerase activity
Source: RefSeq, a predicted model, not a curated record
ACUUCAGGUAAACAAUGUGCUCUCUUGUGUUGGUGCUGCGAAUAUGGCUGUAGUGUAUAUUCAGCUCGUUGUAUAGUUUCCAUUUAGCUACAAUGUUCAUAUACGUAUGAAAUAAUUCAACUGCUUCUCUUACAUUAAUUGCAACGACAGCAGCACACUUCCUUUGUAUAGAGUAACAGAAGAAACGGCGGUAUGAGUAACAUUUACAUUCAAGAACCUCCAACAAAUGGGAAGGUUCUGCUGAAGACCUCAGCGGGAGAUAUUGAUAUUGAGUUAUGGUCCAAGGAAGCACCAAAAGCAUGCAGGAACUUUGUGCAGCUGUGUAUGGAAGGUUACUAUGACAACACAGGCUUCCACCGUGUUGUGCAGGAGUUCAUUGUCCAGGGAGGAGAUCCAACCGGAACAGGAAGUGGAGGAGAAUCCAUCUAUGGACGACCAUUCAAGGAUGAAUUUCACUCCAGAUUACGGUUUAUUCGGAGAGGUUUGGUUGCCAUGGCGAAUGCAGGUCCACACGACAACGGCAGCCAGUUCUUCUUCACUCUGGCACGGGCAGAUGAGCUCAACAACAAACACACUAUAUUUGGCAAAGUGACAGGAGACACGGUUUAUAACAUGAUCAGGCUGGCAGAGGUUGAGUGUGACAGUGACGAAAGACCACUCAACCCUCACAAGAUCAAAACAGCCGAGGUGUUGCAUUCUCCAUUUGAUGACAUUAUUCCGCGGGAAAGUAAAAAAAAAAAUAAGGACAAAGAGGAGGGAAAGAAAUCGCAGUCAAAAGCCACAAAGAACUUCAGUCUAUUGUCCUUUGGAGAAGAAGCAGAAGAAGAGGAGGAGAUGGUGACACAGGUUAGCCAGACAUUAAAGGGAAAAGGCAAAAGCAGCCAUGACUUAUUAAAGGAUGACCCCAGCCUUAGCUCUGUCCCGGCAGUAGAUAAGAGAAAGAAGAAAACCAACACGGAAGACGGAGCCAGUGAUGAUGAUGAUGGUGCCAUUGAGGACUUUGAGGGAGGUGAAGAGUAUGACUCGGAGCAAAGACAGAAAAUGAGAGCAGUCAUCGCUCAAAAGCUGAAGAAAUUGGAGGAUGCCAACAAGAGUGCCAGGGAGGGAGACCAUGAGAAGAAGACGAGUCGCAGCGAUGAACUGCGGAAGGAGUCGCGGCAGUUGAAGAAGGAUCUCCUGGCCAUAAAGCAGAGGAAAGAGGACAGCUUGAAAGAAGCGGAGAAAGAGCAGGAGAAGGAGGACGAAGGCAAGCCAUCCAACGAGGCUGUGGCUGAAUUUCUGGAAGGCCGCAAGAAGUACGAAGAGCUCAAGAAACAGAAGCGCAAGAAGGGCUCAGGUCGAGAAGAGCGGACCCUGGCCCUGCUUGAGAGCUUCAAGACCAAGCUGACCUCUGCCAUCACGGAGACCCCAGAGCAGCCGGAGGAGGAGGAGCUGGCGGAGGAUGACGACAAAGGCUGGAUGGCCCAUGUUCUGCAGUUUGAUGAGCAAACCAGAAAAGUCAAGGACGCCGCCGUACCGGACGAGGACACGUUCGAGAUCUACGACCCCCGGAACCCCGUCAACAAGCGGCGGCGCGAGGAGAGCAAGAAGCUCCUGAAGGAGAAGAAAGCCAAGAGAAUGCAGCUAACCUGAUGGCUGUCAUAAAGGCGUUUGGAGGAUGUGUAAUAAAACCCUUUUGUCUUCA